Molecule: messenger RNA, 3435 nt
Organism: Fraxinus pennsylvanica
Lineage: Eukaryota; Viridiplantae; Streptophyta; Magnoliopsida; Lamiales; Oleaceae
Source: the annotation of a GenBank genome assembly
AUGGCAUCAAAAUCAUUCAAGGCGAGCAGAUCCAAUCUAUCAACAGCAUCAUCGGAUGUGCUGGAUUCGCAUAAUGGUAAGCCUCCACUGCCCCCACAUGUGACAUUUGCUCGGAGGACUUCAUCUGGUCGAUAUGUCAGUUACUCAAGGGAUGAUCUUGAUAGCGAACUCGGAAGUGUUGAUUUUAUGAACUAUACAGUGCACAUGCCUCCAACUCCGGAUAACCAGCCCAUGGAUCCCAUCUCUCAAAGGGUUGAAGAGCAAUAUGUGUCGAGUUCACUGUUCACCGGUGGAUUUAACAGCGUUACACGAGCUCAUCUUAUGGAUAAGGUUAUUGAAUCAGAAGCAAACCAUCCACAAAUGGCUGGUGCCAAAGGGUCGUCUUGUGCAGUUCCUGGAUGUGAUGGCAAUGUCAUGAGUGAUGAAAGGGGAAAUGAUAUCCUCCCGUGUGAGUGUGAUUUCAAGAUAUGUAGAGAUUGUUACUUGGACGUGAUCAAAACUGGAGAUGGGAUUUGCCCGGGGUGUAAGGAGCAGUAUAAGACUACUGAUUUGGAUGAAGCAAUGGAAACUGUGCGAGCACUUCCUCAACUCCCACCGCCAUCUGGGAUGUCGAGAAUGGAGAGGAGGUUGUCAUUGAUGAAAUCAACAAAGUCAGCACUAAUGAGAAGUCAGACGGGAGAUUUUGAUCACAACCGGUGGCUGUUUGAAACAAAAGGAACCUAUGGAUAUGGAAACGCUAUAUGGCCAAAGGAGGGAGGCUUUGAGAACGGGAAAGAUGAUGACUUUGUUGAACCUACUGAGUUAGUGAACAAACCAUGGAGGCCACUUACUCGCAAACUUAAGAUUCCAGCUGCUAUACUUAGCCCAUACAGGCUUCUUAUUGUUAUACGAAUGGUAGUUCUUGGGUUUUUCUUGACGUGGAGAAUCCAGCACCCCAACAAUGACGCCUUCUGGCUCUGGGGGAUGUCUGUGGUUUGUGAAUUAUGGUUUACUUUCUCUUGGAUUCUUGACCAACUACCAAAGCUUUGCCCCGUUAAUCGAGCUACAGAUCUUAAUGUCUUAAAAGAGAAAUUUGAAAUGCCUAGCUUAAGCAAUCCUACUGGCAAGUCUGAUCUUCCCGGCAUAGAUAUCUUUGUCUCUACUGCAGAUCCAGAGAAAGAACCACCCCUUGUCACUGCUAAUACCAUAUUGUCUAUACUAUCUACCGAUUAUCCAGUUGAAAAGCUUGCUUGUUAUGUUUCUGACGAUGGAGGGGCACUUUUGACAUUCGAAGCCAUGGCAGAAGCUGCAAGUUUUGCAAAUAUAUGGGUCCCAUUUUGUCGCAAGCACAACAUUGAACCAAGGAAUCCAGAAACUUAUUUCAAUCUGAAGAAAGAUCCUUACAAGAACAAGGUGCGUCAAGACUUUGUCAAGGACCGCAGACGAGUAAAGCGCGAGUAUGAUGAGUUUAAGGUUCGGAUCAAUAGCCUGCCAGACUCUAUACGGCGCCGAUCUGAUGCUUAUCAUGCAAGGGAGGAACUUAAGGCCAUGAAGGAACAGAGACAGACAAAAGGAGAUGAACCUGUAGAGGUUAUCAAGGUCAAGAAAGCUACAUGGAUGGCAGAUGGAACCCAUUGGCCUGGAACUUGGCAGAAUCCUGCACCUGAGCACUCUAAAGGUGAUCAUGCGGGAAUAAUACAGGUGAUGUUGAAACCUCCAAGUGAUGAACCACUACAGGGAACAGCAGAAGGUGGGUUGAUUGACCUGACUGAUGUUGAUAUUCGUCUCCCCAUGCUUGUUUAUGUUUCCCGUGAAAAGCGCCCUGGAUAUGAUCACAAUAAGAAAGCAGGUGCCAUGAAUGCUCUGGUUAGAGCCUCCGCAAUCAUGUCUAAUGGCCCCUUUAUUCUUAACCUUGAUUGUGACCACUACAUCUACAACUCCCAAGCCAUGAGGGAAGGAAUGUGUUUCAUGAUGGAUAGAGGUGGUGAUCGUCUAUGCUAUGUGCAGUUUCCUCAAAGAUUUGAAGGUAUUGACCCAUCCGAUCGCUAUGCCAAUCGCAAUACUGUUUUCUUCGAUGGAAACAUGCGUGCUCUUGAUGGGCUACAGGGUCCAGUUUAUGUCGGAACCGGUUGUCUCUUUAGGCGGGUUGCUCUUUAUGGCUUUGAUCCACCUCGGUCCAAAGAACACAGCCCUGGCUGGUGCAGCCGCUGCUUUGGCCGGCGGAGAAAGCAUGCCACAGUUGCUAGUUCCCCAGACGAGAACCGAUCCUUGAGAAUGGGUGAUUCUGACGACGAAGAAAUGAACCUCUCACUUUCUCCAAAAAUGUUUGGAAAUUCUAAUUUAUUGAUGGAUUCAAUACCGGUGGCAGAGUUUCAAGGUCGUCCUCUGGCUGAUCAUCCAGCUGUGAAGAAUGGACGACCGCCAGGUGCUCUCACCUUUCCCCGAGAUCUUCUUGAUGCGUCGACUGUUGCAGAGGCAAUCAGUGUUAUCUCCUGCUGGUAUGAGGAGAAGACUGAAUGGGGACAGCGGAUUGGAUGGAUUUAUGGGUCUGUUACAGAAGAUGUUGUCACAGGUUAUAGGAUGCAUAACAGGGGAUGGAAAUCAGUGUACUGUGUGACUAAGCGUGAUGCCUUCCGUGGGACUGCCCCUAUCAAUCUCACAGAUAGGCUUCAUCAGGUCCUUCGUUGGGCUACUGGUUCAGUCGAAAUAUUCUUCUCCCGCAACAAUGCCCUUCUGGCAAGCUCAAAAAUGAAGGUUUUGCAAAGAAUCGCGUACCUCAACGUCGGAAUUUAUCCUUUCACUUCGGUUUUCCUAAUUGUCUACUGCUUUCUUCCUGCACUAUCCCUGUUCUCUGGCCAGUUUAUUGUUCAAACCCUCAAUGUCACAUUCUUAGUAUACCUCUUGAUCAUUACCGUAACACUCUGUAUGCUCGCUGUGCUUGAGGUCAAGUGGGCCGGCAUUGAACUAGAAGAGUGGUGGAGGAACGAACAGUUCUGGUUGAUUGGGGGGACUAGUGCUCACUUGGCUGCCGUGUUUCAGGGGCUGCUAAAAGUUAUUGCUGGAGUCGAGAUCUCUUUCACCUUGACAUCGAAAUCAGCUGGGGAUGAUGACGAUGACGAAUUUACUGAUCUCUAUCUCGUCAAAUGGACAUCCCUCAUGAUCCCGCCUAUCACCAUUAUGAUGGUUAAUUUGAUAGCCAUAGCAAUUGGAUUUAGCCGCACAAUUUACAGUGUUAUACCACAAUGGAGCCGUCUUUUAGGAGGAGUUUUCUUCAGUUUUUGGGUUUUGGCACAUCUCUACCCCUUUGCAAAAGGGCUUAUGGGCAGAAGAGGGAGAACUCCCACAAUUGUAUUUGUAUGGUCAGGACUUAUUGCCAUCAUAAUAUCCCUCCUAUGGGUGGCCAUCAAUCCUCCAGCAGGCAGUAACCAGAUUGGGGGUUCAUUCCAGUUUCCUUGA